Molecule: messenger RNA, 1994 nt
Organism: Symbiodinium natans
Lineage: Eukaryota; Dinophyceae; Suessiales; Symbiodiniaceae
Source: the annotation of a GenBank genome assembly
AUGCGGGCCUUGGCCUUGGCCUUGGCUCUCGCCGUGCUGCUGGCCUCUGGCCGCAGGGACCGCGAUCUGCCCGCAGCGUUGUGGACGGACGUCAAAGAUGCGGGUAAAGAGGGAGUCCUCCACGUCAACCACGCCCCCAUGCCCCAGAGCCACGCGCUCCUGGAAGAGGAUGGCCCGUUCCCAGAACUCGAAGCCAACUUUGAGGCUCCGGGCCAGAAGCCCUUCGCUCAGCCUUUGAGGGGCUCGGGGUGCCUGCUGCGCGGCUCACAGGGCCUCACGAAGCUGCAGCACCUGCACCUCUCCCACACCCAAGUCACAGGUGUCCUCGAGCCCCUGGCGGGCCUCGCGCAGCUGAAGCGCCUGUACCUCUCCAGCACCCGAGUCACAGGUCACCUGGAGGUUCUGGCAGGCCUCACGCAGCUGCAGCGCCUGCUCCUCUCCCACACCCAAGUCACAGGUGUCCUGGAGGUUCUGGCGGGCCUCACGCAGCUGCAGUGGCUGUACCUCCCCUGCACCCGAGUCACAGGUGUCCUGGAGCCCCUGGCGGGCCUCACGCAGCUGCAGCGCCUGGACCUCUUCAGCACCCGAGUCACAGGUGUCCUGGAGCCCCUGGCGGGCCUCGCGCAGCUGCAGCGCCUGGACCUCUCCCGCACCCGAGUCACAGGUCACCUGGAGCCCCUGGCGGGCCUCACGCAGCUGCAGCGCCUGUACCUCUCCCGCACCCAAGUCACAGGUCACCUGGAGCCCCUGACAGGCCUCACGCAGCUGCAGCACCUGUACCUCGCCCACACCCAAGUCACAGGUCACCUGGAGCCCCUGGCGGGCCUCACGCAGCUGCGGCGCCUGUACCUCUCCCGCACCCGAGUCACAGGUCACCUGGAGCCCCUGGCGGGCCUCACGCAGCUGCAGCGCCUGUACCUCUACAGCACCCAAGUGACAGGUCACCUCGAGCCCCUGGCGGGCCUCACCCAGCUGCAGUGCUUGGACCUCCACAACACGAGUGUGGAUGGUGAGCUCGAAACCCUCAAGGACUUGUCUGACUUGUCAGAGGUCGACCUGAGCGCCACACGGCUCGAAGGUCAGCUCUCCGAGUCCUGGCGCGGCAAGCUGAGGAAGCUUCAGAUGUUGAACUUGGGCAGCCGCGCCCGCGUCCUCCCAGAGCGAGGGGAGCUACAGGAGCUCUUCAUCGAUUAUUUGUCGAUGCGGCUGUUCCCCGCUCUGGUCACCUUGGAUGCACCUUGGGCAGAUCAGGUCUCAGAUUGUCCACUCGAAAGGCCUGUGCAGGACCUGCUGUGGCCGUUGGCCGCUUCAGGGCACUUGGCCCGAGUCAUCGCCAAGCGUGCCGGCCUAUCGGGGAACCUCCCGGACAUAGACGGCCUCAGGGGUGCGACUGUUGAUUUUCGCCGCCACGCCGUUUAUGCAAAUCCGCCACUUGCGAAAUCGCUGCAGACCCUGGACCUUUCCGGCAACAGGCUCGACUCGGUGGAGUGGUUCGCCCAAACCUACACUUCCAUUUCCGGCAACGGCGGCAACAUGAGCAUCAAUCAGGGAAGCCUCGACAAAACUCUGCGGAGCGGGGGCCAAGUAGACCUUGCGGGCACGGAGGUGACGAACGGAAGAGAGCUGGUGGAGCUGCUAGCCAGUGCAGGUAUGGGAAGAACAUCCGACAUCACCGUCACAAACACCACCGGCGGCUACGGCUGCUACAGCUUGACUCAAGACGCCCUGAGAAUCACGCCAUCUCUCUUUUUCCCAGAGGGCCUCUGCGGCUGCUUGCCAGGUCACCAAGGCCACGGUGCAAGCUGCAGCAAGUGUCCCCCAAACAGCUACAACAAGGACUUCAACAGCUCGAGCUGCACCUCGUGCCCGGAAGGCAGCAGCGCGGACGAAGGCGGGGCUUCCAUCGAGAGCUGCCAGUGCGAAGUGGGCAGGACCGACGCCGGGAACGAGAUGCAUGAAGUGGGUGAGCUUGGGCGCCAGGGUGAGCUCGAUGG